Messenger RNA from Chelonus insularis, 1642 nucleotides. Its product is annotated as metalloendopeptidase OMA1, mitochondrial-like. Bases 1 to 1221 code for a protein of 406 amino acids. Gene Ontology annotation, cellular component: mitochondrial inner membrane. Gene Ontology annotation, molecular function: metalloendopeptidase activity. The transcript is spliced from 8 exons. The record is from RefSeq and is a predicted model, not a curated record. Gene Ontology annotation, biological process: mitochondrial protein processing; protein quality control for misfolded or incompletely synthesized proteins. NCBI's taxonomy places the organism in Eukaryota, Metazoa, Arthropoda, Insecta, Hymenoptera, Braconidae.
AUGAAUUCGCCACAUAGAUCAGUUAACCAUAAAUCCAACUUCGGAUUCAUUCGGGUCUUCAAUAUUUCGAUAUACACAUAUACACGUACAUCAUACACACACGUGGAAAAUGACGAUACACCUCUUUUGAUCAGUUCAAAAAUUAAAAGAAUACAAUUCAUCAAUUUACAAUUCCAUACAAGUCCACCACUCCGUAUUCCACCUGGUUUAGCCCUUUUGAUUCGACCUCUAACACGGAUAACUGCUCUUGUUUUUGGGCGUUUGUUUAAACGAUGGUGGGCAAAAAAAACACCAGAAGAAAGAGAAAAGCUUAAGAAAUGGUUUACGUCGAGAAGACAAAAAAUAUAUGGAAUUUUUGGAGCACUAAUGUUUAUGCUUACUAUAUUUUAUACAAUGAACAUUGAAAAAGAACCGUUAACUGGUCGGUCUCGGUUUAUAAUUUUGAAUCCAGAUCAACAAAACGUCCUGGAAAAAUUAACGUUCGAUGUUCAUAUAAAUACGCAUCGAGAGUUUAUAGUUCCAGUAACUCAUCCAGCGUAUGUAAGACUGUCAAAAAUAACUGACAGAUUACUUAAAGCUAAUCAAGAUUUACCUCAAGUUCAACAAAGACAAUGGACUCUAAGUGUUGUAAAUUCAGAAGAAAUGAAUGCAUAUGUUUUACCGGGUGGCAAUAUCUUUGUUUUUUUGGGAGCUUUAAAAAUGACACAAAAUGAUGACCAAUUAGCUAUUAUUUUAGCUCAUGAAAUCGCUCAUGUUCUUUUACAACAUCCUAUCGAACAAAUAUCAAGAAAUUUUAUACAAGAUAUAUUAUUAGCUGUUCCAAUUACAUUAGUAUGGGCAAUAUUUCCUGAUUUAUUGGCUCUUAUUUUACAAGCUGUAGGAAUUAAUAUGCUAGAUAUUUUUCUCACACUACCAUACAGCAGAAAAUUAGAAACAGAGGCUGAUGAUAUUGGGUUAAUACUUGCAGCAAAAGCAUGCUUUGACGUUCGAGAAUCUGUCGUUUUUUGGAGACUUAUGCAAAAACUUUCAGAUUUAAAUAUAACGCCCAAAAAUAUUCCAUGGUUAUCCACACAUCCAAACCAUGAAGAUCGAGAAAAACAUUUAACAACGAAAUUACCUGAAGCUCUUGAGAUAAGAACUAAAUCUGGAUGUCCAAGUAUAAACAGGACUACUUCUUCAUGGUUCUUCAAUUUACUAUCCAGUACAAAUCGUAGAGCUUAAUUUCAAAUGCAAUAAAUAAUUUAAUGAUUCGACACAAAGUAAAUCAAAAAAUCGUUAUCGAUAAAAUUCUAUUAUUCGACUAUGAUUUUUGGGUUACUUGAGGUCAAUAAUAUUCUAUGAAAACGGAACUUCCUGAAAUGAUGGAUAUUUAUGUAAUUUAAUAUAAGGAUUUCAAGUGUAUUGUAAAUGUGUUCAUAUUAUUUUACUAAAUAACACUUAUUUUAUCAUUUGGAUUAGAGCAGAUUAGAUAUAAUAUAUCAGAUAUAAUUUUUGAUCGGAUAUUUUUUAUUAGUGUAAGCCCAUUUAAUUUUUCAUUUUACUUUUAACAAUUCAUCAAACAUGACAAUAUUAAUAGCUCUUUCAUACUAGAUUAUUUGAUUUUGAAUAAAUUAUAAUAAAUUGCACACAAUGUAUAUUUAAU